CUGGCCGGCCGUGCUGGACCGAGGCAGCGACGUGGGCGCCCCGCGGGCCGGGCCGCCGCGCCGCGUCCCUAGUCCGGUCUCCGCGCUGGCCCGGCCCGGUCCUCAGCUCCACCCCCUGCCUCCUCCUCCCGCCCGCUCGCGCCUCCUGAAAAGCCUGCCCGCCCGGGGCGGCGGCGCAGAGCCGGGCCGGCGCACGAGGCAGCCAGCACGGCCAUGACUGCGGAGAAGACGCUGCCCCUGGGCAAUGGCAAGGCUGCUGAGGAGGCGCGGGAGUCGGAGGCGCUGGCCGGUGGCGACACGGCGUCCGUGCGCGACCUGCGGGACAAGGCGGUACAGGAGCGCGGCCACUGGAACAACAAGGUGGAGUUCGUGCUGAGCGUGGCCGGGGAGAUCAUUGGGCUGGGCAACGUGUGGCGCUUCCCUUACCUGUGUUACAAGAACGGAGGAGGGGCCUUUCUGAUUCCUUACGUGGUGUUCUUCAUUUGCUGUGGAAUCCCAGUGUUCUUCCUGGAGACAGCCCUAGGCCAGUUCACCAGUGAAGGUGGCAUCACGUGUUGGCGGAAAAUCUGCCCUCUGUUUGAAGGCAUUGGCUAUGCCACACAGGUGAUUGAGGCCCACCUCAAUGUGUACUACAUCAUUAUCCUGGCCUGGGCCAUCUUCUACCUGAGCAACUGCUUUACCACUGAGCUGCCCUGGGCCACCUGUGGACAUGAGUGGAACACAGAGCGCUGUGUGGAGUUCCAGAAACUGAACAUGAGCAACCACAGCCACGUGUCCCUGCAGAAUGCCACCUCCCCGGUCAUGGAGUUCUGGGAGCGCCGGGUCCUGGCCAUCUCUGACGGGAUCGAGCACAUCGGGAACCUACGCUGGGAGCUGGCCUUGUGUCUCCUGGCAGCUUGGACCAUCUGUUACUUCUGUAUCUGGAAGGGGACCAAGUCCACAGGAAAGGUUGUCUAUGUCACGGCUACCUUCCCUUACAUCAUGCUGCUCAUCCUCCUCAUCCGAGGGGUCACGUUGCCGGGGGCUUCUGAAGGUGUCAAGUUCUACCUGUACCCUGACCUCUCACGGCUCUCCGACCCACAGGUCUGGGUGGAUGCUGGCACACAGAUCUUCUUCUCCUAUGCCAUCUGCCUGGGCUGUCUGACGGCGCUGGGGAGUUACAACAAUUACAACAACAACUGCUACAGGGAUUGCAUCAUGCUCUGUUGUCUGAACAGUGGCACCAGCUUUGUGGCCGGCUUUGCCAUCUUUUCCGUCCUGGGCUUCAUGGCGUUCGAGCAGGGAGUCCCCAUCGCCGAGGUGGCCGAGUCAGGCCCCGGCCUGGCCUUCAUUGCCUACCCCAAGGCCGUCACCAUGAUGCCCCUCUCCCCACUGUGGGCCGCCUUAUUCUUCAUGAUGCUCAUCUUCCUGGGCCUGGACAGCCAGUUUGUGUGCGUGGAAAGCCUGGUGACCGCUGUGGUGGACAUGUACCCCAAGGUCUUUCGGAGGGGCUAUCGGCGUGAGCUGCUUAUCCUGGCCCUGUCGAUCGUCUCCUACUUCCUGGGCCUUGUGAUGUUAACAGAGGGCGGCAUGUACAUCUUUCAGCUGUUUGACUCCUAUGCUGCCAGUGGGAUGUGCCUUCUCUUCGUGGCCAUCUUCGAGUGCAUCUGCAUUGGCUGGGUGUAUGGAAGCAAUCAGUUCUACGACAACAUUGAAGACAUGAUUGGCUAUCGGCCAAUUUCACUCAUUAAGUGGUGCUGGAAGAUUGUGACCCCUGGGAUCUGUGCGGGCAUCUUCAUCUUCUUCCUGGUCAAGUACAAGCCGCUCAAGUACAACAAUGUGUACACCUACCCGGCCUGGGGCUAUGGCAUCGGCUGGCUCAUGGCCCUGUCCUCCAUGCUGUGCAUUCCACUCUGGAUCUUCAUCAAGGUGUGGAACACGGAGGGCUCACUGCCCGAGAAACUGCAGAAGCUGACGGUCCCCAGCACUGACCUGAAGAUGCGAGGCAAGCUUGGCUCAGGCCCACGGACGGUGAUGGUUAAUGACUGUGACGCUAAGCUCAAAGGCGACGGCUCCAUCGGUUCCAUCACCACCAUCACAGAGAAGGAGACGCACUUCUGAGGCACAGCCAGGCCGCGUACCCUCUCUCACUCCUUCCCCAUGUGCGUAGGUGAACCCCUGACACGCGUGCUUCUCCUAGUGGUAGGGCCUUGCUCGUGUGCACAGGAUGUAUUAACAAGGUAAUUCACAGCUGGCCACCAUACACUCUGCCAUAAACCCGCCCGCCAACCCCGGAAGUAUCCGCCACCGUGAGAUAAUCCUGUACAGUGACAGGCAGGGCCUCUCAGUCCUGCUUUAACCUGUUCUCUAGGCAUUAGGAAGCUGGGUAUCAUGCUGUCAACUUGGAUACUCGGGCUAUGGGCUGGUGGCCAGGAAGCCACACCUGUCCCCUGUCCCCUUUGGGCACCUUCAAACUGGCCUUCCCACCUAUCAACUCCCAGCUCCCAUGUCCACCAUCCUGCCUGCCUGCCCAGGGGCUGCUGGGUGUACAGACAGGAAGACUGCAUGACAGAGAAAUCCUACCAGACUGGCUGAUUGGCAGAGCCACCCCUCAUCUUGGUUUCUUCUAUAGACCUGUGGCAGCUACCUCUGCCGGCCCAUGCUUGUUGAAAGCCAAGUUCAUUUUUG
Molecule: messenger RNA, 2667 nt
Organism: Ochotona princeps (American pika)
Lineage: Eukaryota; Metazoa; Chordata; Mammalia; Lagomorpha; Ochotonidae
Gene: SLC6A11
Product: solute carrier family 6 member 11
Exons: 14
Coding region: 214-2100 (628 amino acids)
Biological process (GO): sodium ion transmembrane transport; neurotransmitter transport
Cellular component (GO): plasma membrane
Molecular function (GO): gamma-aminobutyric acid:sodium:chloride symporter activity
Source: RefSeq, a predicted model, not a curated record